Molecule: messenger RNA, 612 nt
Organism: Anisakis simplex (herring worm)
Lineage: Eukaryota; Metazoa; Nematoda; Chromadorea; Rhabditida; Anisakidae
Source: the annotation of a GenBank genome assembly
AUGGGACUGAUGAAGUACUUCGAAGAAAUUCUAUUCGAUGGCACGAUACCUGAAGGUGGUGGUGUUCAACAGCAGUCCCAACAGCAACAAUUCUCUACUCUAAGACCGCAAUCUGAAUCAAGUGUUUGGCCAGACCAAUGCGUCGAGACCGUGCCACUGGCCUCCCCGUGCCGUGUUCGUUGCCGAUCCACCUCGGCCGCACAGUUGGUUUAUUGUUGCACCGCGAACGCCGGUGACGAGUGGUGUUCCUUUACACCAACGGGCCAAUCCGUACAGUGCUUUAAACGAGCGGGCCAAUCCGUACAGUGCUUUAUUAAACAGGGCGACUACCAACCAUCCGCCACCAGCCUAUGUGCCGAGCCCGAGUGUUGCUUUAUGCAGCGACCAAUUGCGGUUGCCUCGAGUCGCGUGAAAACUGUGCCUCACGACAGCGACUUCUCGCAUCCUCCAAGGCAUGUUUUCAGUUCUUGCGGUCGUCGUCAGUCCAGUUUGAAUGUCCAUAUACUCUACCUCUCAUUGUUCCAAGCAGACCUCUUUGCAAAACUUCCACAACAAUGCAAUCUUAAGAGUAGUUGGACAGUGAGCACGGAAGUUACCGUGUUCAAAUACUGA